Molecule: messenger RNA, 2459 nt
Organism: Podarcis raffonei (Aeolian wall lizard)
Lineage: Eukaryota; Metazoa; Chordata; Lepidosauria; Squamata; Lacertidae
Gene: CCDC69
Product: coiled-coil domain containing 69
Exons: 9
Coding region: 179-1105 (308 amino acids)
Cellular component (GO): nucleus; cytoplasm
Molecular function (GO): microtubule binding
Source: RefSeq, a predicted model, not a curated record
ACGGUCUCCGCAUGAAGUUCAUGCAGGCUGUUGUCAGGUUCACUUUCGGGGUCUUGUCGUCGGAGGAGGCAGCGCGCGGGAUGAGGGAGACCUCCUCGUCCCGCGGCGGCGGCGGCGGCGGCGGCUCUUAACCCCUGGGAUUCCGCGAGAGCUUUCCCCGCGCCGCGCUGCGACAGGGAUGGGCUGCAAGGGGAGCAAAAUGGGCUGCUGCGAAUCGGGAAGAAAGAAAAAGAUCAAAAUUCAGCAUGAAAGAGGACAGGCAUCCUGUGAACUAAAGGCACUGAAGACAGAAAAUGCCUGUUUACAUGAGGAAGCAGAGAAAGGGAAGGCAGAGCUGCUGGAGAAGCAGAGAAAUGAGAUCACAAGGCUCCAACAACAACACCAGGAGGAGAAAGUGUGUCUGGAGGAAGCUCACCGCACUGAGACUGAGAAACUUAGCCAAGACAUUAAAAUCCAGAUAGAAAAGGAGAAGGAUUUACAAUGCAAGCAACAACUCUCUGAGCAGCAUGACUUGCUGAAAAAAGAACAGGAAGAGAGACUUCGAGAACUCCAGAAAGCACAUGACCAAGAGAAAGUGCUCCUGACCGAAUCCUACCAAAAGUCCCAGUCAUCUUUGCAGGAGACUGUAGACAGAUUAAGUUCCCAGAUGAAGUCCUUCCAAGAGAAAAUGAAACGGGUGGAAGAGUCAAUCCUGAGCAGAGAUUAUAAGAAACACAUCCAGGAUUAUGGGAGUCCCAGCCAGUUCUGGGAACAGGAACUAGAGAGUCUACAUUUUGUCAUUGAGAUGAAGAAUGAACGCAUUCACAACUUGGACAAAAAGCUGCUCAACCUGGAAACGGUGAUGGAGAGAAAUUUGUUGCUUGAGGAGAAAGUUAAAACCCUUCAACAGGAGAAUGAAGAUCUCCAAGUUCGGAUGCAGAACCACAUGGCAGUGACAAGGCAACUGUCCGACGAGCUCCUCACUCUCCGCGAGUCCCUGGAGAAGGAGUCGCAGCUGCGAGCGCAAGCUCACCGGGAGAAGGAAGAGCUGCUGUACCGAGUGCUGAAUGGCGACUCUCCCCACCCGUUCCCUAUCUCCACGGAGGCAACGCUCAUCGCUACGUAGCAUUCGGAUAGGCCAGAAAGACUGGGGUGGGGCAGGGAGGGGAGAGGUGGCUCCUUCCUUUUGUUCUAGGCCUCUCUAUUGUCGACUAGACCUAGAACUCUCAUGCUGAGUGGCACUCGGGUGCAAGGAAGGUUCUGGAGGUUCUGUGUGCUUUGAUUUUCUCCCAUAGGUGGCCUCGUUGUUUUGUGACACUUGAAGAGGUUGAACUGGCCUGCCUUAGGAAUAAGGGGGGUACUCCUCACCCCCCCACACACAAAAAGAGGUCAGCUUUAAUGCUAGCCAAGACGUUUCUGUGUAUGCCACUAAGCACUGACUAAGGGUCUUGCCCCACCCCACCCCCUCAGGGAGGUAGCAAGACUUGCUACCUCAUAUAUAUUAGGCCAUGAUGGAAAUGGCGGAGAUACGGUGGGCAUCCGAGUGACUCACAAUUUAAGAUUUCAGUAGAAAAGCUGUAGGUGAGAAGAAGCCAUAGGAUAGAAGAGAGGCAAUGGAAGUUUGAAGGCGCAGGCCCAGAUCCGAACGUCCUUUCAUCUGCCAGGUUUUGGAGGAACCAGAGUUUGCAUGCCCACAACUGUUUUGGUCUGAGCUGGAAGAGGCAGACCGGACCACAAACAUGCAUUUUGAUUCCUAAAUGCAAAACUUUGGAGAACUCGGGCAAAAAUAUGGAUACAAACUUCUGUGGUUGAGGUGCAUUCUAGAUGUUCACCCAGUCACAAAGGAGCUACUUAUCUACCACAAUCAGCUCCUGCGUUGAUGGGAGAACUUUCUCUCCCUCCAGAAAAUGACUCUGCUGUGUCAUUUUCUCUGCUUGAUGACCAUAAUCUUUUUUACAUACCCUCCUCCAUGAUGUGUUCAAUCCCUGCCCACAUGGCUGCCAUCAUUUCCAUGUUGAAACUGCUGCAUCAGAUAAGCAGCUGCUGACACGGCUUGGGAGAGAAUUGAACGGGCACCUCCUUGGGCUUGGUUCCUUUCAAAAAAAAUAUUUUUUCAAUAGAAGGUAUUUUUGCUUGCUUUUAUGAGUUCUUUGUCAGUUUAGAAAACAACAGAUUAAAAAUGGCCUUAAAAUUGCAAGCCUUUGGAAACCAAGGGAUUUUUUUUUUCUUUUUUAAAAAGGCAAUUUAGCUUCUUGAGAAGCUGAAAAGGAAGGUGGUGCCCUCCACUGGUUGUGAUGAAGCAGUGCUAGUAGUUGCAGAGAAACGGAAGUUGCUCCAGGCUGGAGAAACUAGAGGCUAAAUAGAUAGCAGGUGCACGUAAUGGUUAUUUUAUGGGUUUUUGUUUUAAAAAAGAAAAGAUGAUUUGAAUUGAGACAAAGGGUGUGUAAAAUGUCUUGAUUCUAAUCAAGAAGCAUUUUAUA